UGCAUCCAGCGCGCGGGGCCCGCAGCCUCCGCCAGCUACCCCGUGUCCUACGGCCAGGGCGGCGGGUACGGGCAGGGCUACCCCGCACCGCCCUCCUCGUCCUACUUCGGGGGAGUGGAUUGCAGCUCCUACCUGGCCCCCAUGCACUCCCACCACCAUCCCCACCAGCUCAGCCCCAUGGGGCCCUCCUCGGUGCCGGGCCACCACCACCACCACCCUCUGAGCCAGAGCUCGGGCCACCACCACCACCACCACCACCACCACCACCAGGGCUACGGCGGCACCGCGCUGCCGUUCAACUCCUCCGACUGCCUGGACUACAAGGAGCCGGCCGCCGCCGCCUCCUGGAAGCUCAACUUCAUCCCCGACUGCCUCGACUACAAGGACCAGGCCUCCUGGCGCUUCCAGGUCUUGUGAGGGCCCGGCCCCACGCCGACCCCCACCCCAGGCCUCCUCCCCGCUUCGGCAGCGGCCCCGUCUGUCCUGACUGAUAUUUAUUUGCGUCCCGCGCCCCUCCGGCCGGGUUAUUAUAAUUAUUAUUUUUUUAAACGGAACGGAAGAGGACUUGGAACACAAAAACCCAAAGGCUCCCUGCUCCUUGGCCACGCUCCGGGGAUGGAUGAGCACCGGCUCCAGCCCAGCGCUGCAGCCAUUCCCUUCAGCUGAUGCUCCUGGGCUGCCGUCGAUGGCGAUGAGCCCAACGCGAAAAUACAACUUUAAAAUUUCCUUUCUUUUUUUUUUUCCUAAAAUUUUAUUUUUAUUUCUCAGUUUUUCUCCCCUGCCGGGGCCACCUCUCGCCACCUCCGUCCGUCCGUCUGUCCGCGAGGGGCCGGUGGGGCUGGAGAGGAGGAGGAGGAAGAGGAGGGGAGGGAAGGGCUGCUCGGCCAACCCGCAGACCAAAA
Meleagris gallopavo (turkey) is the source of this 902-nucleotide messenger RNA. NCBI's taxonomy places the organism in Eukaryota, Metazoa, Chordata, Aves, Galliformes, Phasianidae. The record is from RefSeq and is a predicted model, not a curated record.